Molecule: messenger RNA, 7229 nt
Organism: Ylistrum balloti
Lineage: Eukaryota; Metazoa; Mollusca; Bivalvia; Pectinida; Pectinidae
Product: ubiquitin carboxyl-terminal hydrolase 16-like
Exons: 19
Coding region: 113-3457 (1114 amino acids)
Biological process (GO): protein deubiquitination
Cellular component (GO): nucleus; cytosol
Molecular function (GO): cysteine-type endopeptidase activity; cysteine-type deubiquitinase activity; zinc ion binding
Source: RefSeq, a predicted model, not a curated record
CUGAUGAUUGACAGGGAAAAGUAGUUUAUUCGGCGAUUGUAUGGUGUCAUUACGAUAAAUGACUUAAACAACAUUUCUCACAGCACAGGUUUAACUUGACAAAACAGACUAAAUGAGAGUGCUCGAGACUGAAGCGACACAGUCGUACAACAUGGGAAAGAACCGCAAACAUAAGAUGCGAAAGGCAAAGGAAGCCUCAGAGUCUUCAGAUGAUGGAUGUGCAUCAGUACCAGUUUGUAAUCACAUUAAUAUGGCCGUCAACUUUGCUGCCAUGAAGAAAGGAUUGACCAAACAAGUGUUUGGGGAGUGUGCUUCGUGUUCCAAGGAAAGCUCAUCUGGACGUAAACCAGCACAAGGGGAGACUUUGGACCAGGCUGGUGCAUCUCAUCAGGAAGAAAGUUUGAUUAGUGACCUAGAGCCUACACUAUGGGUGUGUCUCCAGUGUGGUCACCAGGGAUGUGACCGGAAUUCCAGGGAAAAGCAUGGCCUAAAGCAUUACGAGACGCCACGUUCCAGUUGCCACUGUCUGGUUAUCAACUCCUCCACCUGGACAUGCUGGUGUUACAAAUGUGAUGAUGAUAUUCCACUGGAGCGCAGUAAAAGGCUACAAGAAUGUAUGGAGUUUUUGAGAAAACAGGCAGGACUGCCUCAGCCUGAAUUAGUUAAGCGUGUGACUCAUGAGGCAUCUGCUGCUGUGGAUGGAGCAGAACAAGUUGUAAAAGAUUCCAAUGCUCGACCUCUUACACCAAAGACCUCAACACCUGGACUGUGUAAUAAAAUCAAGGGCCUGAGUAACCUUGGAAACACUUGUUUCUUCAAUGCUGUCUUACAGAAUAUGACUCAAACUCACUGUUUUGAGAGUUGUCUGUUGGAGCGUGGAAAGAAAGGGAGGUCAAUGUCAAUCUCUGGCAAGAGUGACACUGACGACAGUUCCACGGGAGAAGAAAGUGAUGGAGAACCCCCACCAUUGAAGGAAUUACCACGCAUCGCUGUGUCUCUGGGAGAGGCUGGGCCACUUACUCAAUCACUCAUACACUUCCUUCUGGAAAUGAACAAUAACACCUCGAACCGCAGCUCCACGGUCAACCCUAAUGCUCUCUUCAGUCAAGUCUGCAAAAAAGCCCAGAGAUUCCGAGGCUACCAGCAGCAAGACAGCCAUGAAUUAUUGCGUUAUUUACUAGACAGCAUGAAAAUGGAAGAAGUGAAGAGACGACAGGCUGCUAUUUUAAAGUUUUUCAAAUUGCCAGAAAAUGUCAAUCCAAAGAAAGUCGAUGAGGAAACUCGAUAUAGAGUUCGAGAAUAUGGUCGCCAAGGCAAGCAUACUUUUGUGGAUGCAGUAUUUGGAGGGAGCCUGAUUAGCACUGUAAUCUGUGAAGAAUGUUCUUAUAUUUCGCAGAUCUUUGAGCCAUUUCUGGACAUUUCUCUGCCCAUUACUGAAGAGAAGCCUCAGAGACCAAACCAGGUGCCAAGUGGAAGGAAGAAAGAGGUAGCAGCUAGUACUGAGGUCCAGGAGGAUUCCCCAGCGAUUGGUGUAGAUGGAUUUGCCUUUAAGGGUGAUAAGAACAGUAAACACAUCAGCAAAAAGGAAAAACGUCAAGCAAAGAAGGAUGCAAAGCGGCGUGCCAAAGUUUCCAAGAACCAAGUAUUGCCUAUGGCAGAUGGCAGCACUCUUGUGGAGGAAGAAGAUGGGGCUGGAGAGGAGGCAGAGCCUGAAGUUACAGAGACUGAACUACAGAAAGUUGGAGAAGGACAGAAAGAGCCAAUAGAUGAAGAUGGAAAUUCCAGUAAUAGAGAUGACCCAUCUGAUGCUGAUGUGGAGGACAACUUGGAAAGUGAUGUCAACCGGUUUGCCAGUCUGUCAGCCUCCUUUGGAGAGAAAUGUGCAACAGAAGAGGAGCAGGGAGCCGUUGGUGGUGAUGAUGACACCUUCCAAUCAGGCUGUGUGGUUGAGUCAAUCAUGCAGGAAUCUGGAGGAGCUGGAAAUUUGUCAGAGUCCAGUGGCACUUAUAAAGGUUCACAGGGGGCAGAAAGCAGCACUGGAGCUGGCUCAAUGAGUGGGAGCACAAGCACCAUCAAACAAGGACAGGACAGCACAGAGGAAGGACUAGACCAGAAUAAGGAUAGCAAAAGUCGCAUGUGUAAUGGGGAGGAGAUUGGACAUGAUAGAGGAAGUAAUGGUCACAUAGGUAAGGAGGAAGGCCAAGGACAGAGUGAUAGUAAAGUUGACCCACAGAAUGGACACUGUCAAACCUCAGACUUAAACUUGGAUGUAAGCAGUAUGGGGGAGAAGAAAAUAAAUACUAGUCUAUGUAAUGGUGAACUGGUAGAUAAAAGUUGUAACAGUUGUGAUGUUGAAAUGGUACGGAAAAGUCUUUCAGAUACGCACAUCGUCAAUGGGCAUGUAAGUAGUUGUGACAUGCCACAGUGUUCAGUGAAUAAAGAGCAAACUGGUUUCUGUAACGGAGUCUCCGCUGACACUUCAUUACUGACAGAUAAACUAGAUAAACUACAGUUACAUGAUGAUCCUAGUGAGGAAACAAGAGACUCUUACAACAAUACCUCAAGGAAUGUGUGUGAUCACCAAUCCCUUCCAAAGUCACGUUCAGUGGAGUAUUUAGGACCCAGUGUAGAAGGUGGGCGUAAUUCGCCAAAGCCUUCAAAUUCUUCAAGCAUGCUUGAUGGUGUGCACAAGAAGACUUGUCCUGGUCUGUGUCGACAGGCCUCUAAGCAUUCCAAACGUAAAGAGGCAAAGGUAAAGUCAACUUUGACCCUAGGACAAAGAUACCAACCGUCGUCACGUGAGUGUUCCAUCAUGUCAUGUCUGCAUCAGUUCACAUCAGCAGAGCUUCUCACUGGUAACAACAAGUUUGGAUGUGCCAACUGUACCAGGAUAAAAAAUAAACAGAACCCUAACAAAGAUAAAAAAGAUAAGCAGUACUCCAUUGCCUCAAAGCAGUACCUGAUAUUUACACCGCCUCCGAUUCUCACACUACAUCUAAAACGGUUUGAGCAAGUUGGCUACAGUUCCAGAAAAGUAAACCGUCAUGUUGACUUCCCCUUUGUGUUGGACUUGGCACCUUACUGUAGUUCCCUAUGUCAGGGUAUCAAGACUGGCCAGCAGAGGAUCCUUUAUGCCCUGUAUGGUGUAGUAGAACACAGUGGCCGUCUCAAUGCUGGUCAUUACACUGCCUAUGUUAAGGUGCGUCCCAAUGUAGGCCUCAAUAACACCUUCCUCCUGUCAGGAUUCCCCAGUCGGCGUGAAUACAUCCAGCGCUACAUGGAAAACCUGGCUAACAGUGUGCCCCCAGAGCGUGAGGAGUCUAUUGAUGUCCUGGAAGAAAAGCUUGUUCCCCCAGGGCGUUGGUACCACAUUAGUGACAGUCGUGUUACAGAGGCUACAGAGUCUACUGUACAGCGUGCUCAGGCCUACCUUCUGUUUUAUGAACGUAUUUACUAGACACCUUAACAUAUUCACAUCAUAAGAUUUAAGGAGCUCUCAUAAGAAAUAACCAAGUGAACAUGACAUCAAGUUGGCCAUUGAUAAUCAUUCCCUAAAACAGUUGUUUAAAAGUCUAGGAUUUUCAAUUUGAUGUAGAUAUGUAAUAUUGUACUGCAGUUGUGUACAAAGUGUUGGUAAUUGUGAACAGGCUAGCUUAUGCUAAGUCAUUGUGAUAGUUUCCUUUUUAUCCUCCACAGUAACUACAAAAUAAUUUUAAUGAUCUCAUUCAGCUUUGCCUCACAACAUGGUGAUGUGCUGUCUUGUCACAUGGAGUUGAUGGCUAGAAUUUAUUUUUUUCUCACAAAAUUUAACGGAUAAAAAUUACCUUUCUGUUUGAAAUUUGGGAAUUUGUCACGGGAUGCACUUCCACAGAUAAUAACAUCCUGCUAUAAACUUUUCUUUUAAAACUACACAAUUUUACAACUUUAGGACAUGUCUUAAAUCAAGUCUUAUUGUUUCUUAUUGUACAGUGCACAUUAUCAACUGCACUAUAGUGACUGAACUGUGUGGUGUUACAAAAAUUAAGUAUACUGAGAACAUGUCCUUUUAAAGACAUGUUAUGAAAUUGCAAGGUUUUUUUUAUACUAGCAUGAUUCAUUUUUCUUUUACCGGCAAAAAGCUGCUAUGCUAAUGUUACAUAAUUAUGAAAGUUUAUGAAAUUUCAUUUUUAUAUGAAACUGUUAUAAAUAUUCAUUAGGAUCACACCAUUCAUAUUAUUAAGUGUGAAGAAAAAACUUUCAAAUCACCGUGCAACAUAUUUUUUGUCAGUGAUAAUCUCUUGCCAAAUUUUAUUUCUUUUUUAUAUUAAUAUAUGUAUAUAGAUAUAUAAAUUUUCCAAUUGCACAUUCACUGAAGCAAUAGAUGUUUUUGUUAUUAAAUUAGUGUCACAGGAAAAUAUUGUUACCAGUGAUUUGUUAAUGGACUAUUCUUUGAAGGUCCGAAGUUAUUAUUAUGUGCUAUAACUAAUGUGAUCACUCAGUUUUGAGUGCCAGAGGAAUUUAAUUAAUAUAUGGCAUCGUUUAAAGUAUGAACAUUCUAUGGUGCCAUUUUGAACUUGGAAUUAAAAGUUUUUUAUUUCUUUCUACCUGAAUAGCUAAGUACCAAUCAUGAAAACAACAAAACAUUUUCAACAUUAACUUCAUUGAAAAUUGCCGCUGCAUAUAUAAUAUUGUUAAAGCUCUAGCAUCAGGUUGGAUAGUUUUUACUUUACAGCUAUUUAGAUUUUCAUUGUAUGAGGUAAAAUGUGGAAUUAAAAAGCAGAUUCUGAUUGGUGAUUAUUUUUAUUUAUUUAUCUUUGAUUUUUUAUAUUUAGUAAGUGGUCAUUCUACUCUAUAUUUUCAUGAUAAACUCUCAUUGUCAUUUCAGAAAAUGAUAUUAUUGAUAUUCAAUACAUACAAGAUUCACAGUUAUAGCUAUAAAGGAUUGUUAGUCAAAAACAACAGAGGAGUUGGAACACUUUCUCUGCUGGUUCUAUUUUAUACUGACUUGUUGUAUUGUUUUUAUUAUUUUCAUGUCUUUGACUCAAAGUUCAUAUAUACCUGACUUUCUGCAAAAUUUUAUAUUUUGCUGUUUGAUAUAUUGUAAAAGCUUGUAAGUUACAAGUCUUUUUGUUGCAAAAAUGGAACACUAUACUUAUAAAUAAAAAUAGAAUGUUGUUUGAGUGCUAGGGUGAGGUUUUGGGUUGGUUACUGAUACAGGUAAGGUUAAUUAUAUAUGUACCAUCACGACAGUGAUUGCCAUACAAACUCCUGUAUAGACAGGACUGUGGCCUUAAAUCUUAAUUCCUACAGUUGCAUCAAUAGAUGUUUAAUUCAUGAGCCAACCAGACUGGACAGGCAUCACAGCACAGUAAGCAGGUUGGUGCUUGAACUUUAAUCCUUCUUCCUCAAUUUAUAUGUAUAUUGGAUUCAUCUUGGUGAAAAAACAAAACAAAAAAAUAGAUUAUUUCAAUACGAUGACAUUGUCCAUGUGAUGCUUGAUCUGUGAGGAAAAAAUUAUUUUAAGGCAGAGUCUGUUUUUACUUGUUACUAUUUUCUGUUUUGCUUUUUUCUUUUACACCUUUGUACAAUUUUGAGUUAGAAUUAUGGUGCCAUUAACAUGUCGGGUAUUGCACUACUUGUGAAGUUCCCUGCACCAUAAAGUUUCUUUUCUCCAACUUAGAUGGAUUUAUGCUGAUGGCCUGUAGAUAUUCAAACAACUUCUGUUUUCUGGCAAAAUUGCUGCAAUUUUCUGACUUCUGAUUGGCUAAUAUCUUUUCACCGAUAAAUCUUGUUCUAUUCAGAGCAUCAAGAUGGGAUUUGGUGGAAAGGAUAAGUAUAGGGUCAUCUAUUAGUUGGCAUAACAAAAAACAGUGACAUUUUCACAAAAUGGCUGCCAAAUGGAGGUUUCUGAUUGGUGGAAGUUUUAAUAAAAUUUGGUAUGUAUGUGUAGUAUGACAUCUAAAUCAUGAUGAUGAUGUCUGUUUUCUGAUUGGGCAAAGUGGCCGAAUAGGGGUGUUAAUUGAAAGCUUCAUUUUUAUAGGUGUGCAUCAGGGUACCCAGCAAGUGUUAUGUUCAUUGUUUAAAAUAUUGAAAUGGUGCACUGGGUGAUGCAAAGCUUCCUUGCAAGCUAUGUUGAAGCACGACUGAAAGAGAAGUUUAGGGGACUGCAGUAACCAGUAACAGGUCCCUUUACACUUGGUCAACAUUAAAUUGGAGGAAGGGAAGAGAGGGGGGUUUUCCCAUGUUUUCUUCCACCAAAUUAUUUCUUCCUUAUUGACACAAUGUGUUGCAUUCCAUUUUUGUGCCUCUUUGAUCUAGGUGAAAUCUAUCUUUAAGAAACUUGGCUUUUUCCAUGAUGUGUUACAUGCUAUUUUCACAUCCUUUCAGUCAAGGUCACUGAUCAAGGUCAAAUGUCAAAUCAUCUUCAUUACUGAAGAUUAUUAAAACAUUACACAAAUGCUGUAAUUGCAGUACCCUACAUGUCACAUUCCACUUGAACAUCUAUUUUAAUCACGAAUGUUGUUUGAAGUUAAAUUCAGGUCCAACAAAUAAAUGUUUUAUGCUUUAAACAUCUUAAAACACUGUUAUAAAUAUCAUUCGAUAUUGUAUGCUGCAGUCACAUUAAGAACCUUUAAAAUCAGCAUUAUAUACAAAAUUAUACUAACAUUACCAUCAAACAGAGGAAGGGAACAUGUUUUCAUGUAAUUUAGGAUUUUUCCUCUUUAUACAGGACAGUUCUAGAAGAUUGUCCCAUUUUAGUUACAGAAUAUUAUUGAAAACUUCCUUUAUUUCAUUUUCCUGCACGACUUUGUGAAUGACUUUGCCAAGUGGUCUGCCACUUUUAGAAUAUGUAAAUGAAAAGUAGAAGCUAUUUCCUUUCAAAGUAAUUGAGAAAGUAAAUUCUUACUGUUUUCAGAUUGUCCUAUAUAUAGCUCGAAAACAUUUGGCACAAGUCAUUUGUGAUAUAAAGAAGAUUUUUCCAGUGCUGUAUACAAUGUGAUAUGAGGUUUUAGUCUUGUUUAGAACAGCUAGCCACAUCAGGGGAUUAUUGGAGGCUGGUAACUGACACAGUUGUCUGCCAGAUAUGUCUCCUAAUUUGUUGACUGUAUUCUUAAAAAAAUGUGCUUGAUAGUGGAUGACUUUGGAGUAAUUACUGUUAAUUGUUGUUAAAGACAUUUUCAGAACUCAAUAUCAUUGUUAUAAGAUAUUUACACAAUAGCGAUCUUAUAAUAAAAACAAACUGAUAAACA